Messenger RNA from Alternaria alternata, 1678 nucleotides. RefSeq names its product cyclin-like protein. Gene Ontology annotation, cellular component: cyclin/CDK positive transcription elongation factor complex; nucleus. Lineage: Eukaryota; Fungi; Ascomycota; Dothideomycetes; Pleosporales; Pleosporaceae. The transcript is spliced from 2 exons. Gene Ontology annotation, molecular function: cyclin-dependent protein serine/threonine kinase activator activity. Gene Ontology annotation, biological process: positive regulation of DNA-templated transcription, elongation; regulation of transcription by RNA polymerase II. The coding region runs from base 391 to 1368 and encodes 325 amino acids. The record is from RefSeq and is a predicted model, not a curated record.
CGACGCGGGUUCUGGGUCUGCCGAAGGCGUGGCUGUCAGGCGCCGUGGUGUUGAAGAUUGCCUUGGCACUGAUCCCUGUAUUCGCCGCGGAAGAGAGCCGUUGGCCCUUGCAGCUACCAAGCUUCAAUGUCCGCGCUUUGAACAAUCCCUCUGCUAUCCUCAACUCCCACGGCGAACUCAACCACGCACGAAGCCUUGCGACCUCGACCACGUACACAGCUCACCAACAGGAUCUUACUCGCUCGCACACAUCCACUAGCAUCUGUAUCGCAACACACAGCCGAACCGGGACAUCUACUUUAUCCGUGAUCUGCGCUACCACUAUCGCGCAUCGGAACACAGCCUUCACUUUCAGAACCUCUGGUGAUGGUAUCGACCACAAGCAGCGCAAUGCCGCCGCAGCGCGAGCCCCCGAGACCACCACCACCGGCCGUCAUCGAGGCUGAGAUGCAAUGGAUCUUCACAGAAGAAGAAUUACUUUUGGCGCCGUCCAUAAUCGAUGGAAUGCCCGCUGAAGAGGAGCGCACACUACGGCGGAAGGGCGUCGGCUUCAUAUUACAAGUGGGCAUGAUGCUCAAGUUACCGCAAACCACUCUCAGUACAGCGGCAGUCUUUUUCAAUCGCUAUCUCAUGCGAAUGAGCUUGAAGCCACGGCCCGGGUACAAGCCACUCCAUCACUAUCAAAUCGCCGCAACGGCGCUAUUCCUCGCAACGAAAGUCGAAGAAAACUGCCGCAAAAUGAAAGAACUCGUCGUCUCAUGCGUUCGAGUCGCGCUCAAAGACCCCAACAAGCUCGUCGACGAGCAGACAAAAGACUUCUGGAAAUGGCGGGACACUAUCCUGUACAGCGAAGACGUCUUACUCGAGGCUCUAUGUUUCGAUCUUAACGUGGAAUCACCAUACAAGACCAUGUACGACAUGAUGAAGUACUACGGCGUCGAGCACAACAAGAAACUGCGCAACUCGGCCUGGGCUUUCCUCUCCGACUCGACAUCCACACAGAUGUGUCUACUGUUCACAUCGCGGGCCAUCGCCGCGGCAUCUUUGUACGCUGGCGCGCGCAUGGCCGAGGUAGAGCUAGGCGACGAUGAUGGCAAGCCUUGGUGGGAAAUACAACAUGUCCAACUGCGCGACAUUAGAAGGGCAUGUAACCUCAUGGCAGAUCUCUAUGAGAAGUCGCCAGACAAAGAUGGGGAGCCGUCCAUGUACGCGGGGCUCAGGACGCCAGAGGACGGUAUCGAUUUUGGCGAUACACCCGAGGGUAUGGAAGGCGUACAAUCGACAAGUCAAAGCCAGCCGCCUGCAAAUGGUACCGGUGAUGGUAAUGUGACAGAAAGAGGCAGCGAAGAGGGUGAACUAGAUGGUUAGAAGCCCCCCUUUGAGUGGUUGACACCUAGUCUACUGGUGAUGGAUGAGAACGGCAAGGAAGACCUUGGAAAGCUCAAAUUGAGCCGUCUUGAAUUCCGGGGAACCAUGCGCUACCUCAGGAUGAUGCGACAGAGAGAAGAGCAGCUCCGCAUUAGGCGGGCUUGCAGUAUUGCCUUUCUAAAUGAUUGAGUAAAUGGACCAGGCGUUUUGGAAUGGAGGACUGAUGGAUGGAUGGAAAGAUACCACUAACCCGCAUUACACCCUAUUAUUGCUAUGCGCGUAGUCACUUGAAUACUAUUGAUGAUCAAAC